AUGACCCACAUAAUCUCCUACCACGAAAAAGGAAAAGCGGUUGUAAAUAAUAACAGUCACUCAAACUACUCGAGAAGGGAAAGGGAUUCUGAUGACUCAAACCUGAAGCCAAGAGUAUCGAGAGUAAGAGUCCAAACUCCAAACAACGCCGACCUGAUAAGACGACACUCACUCACUCUAAUCGGCAGAGUCACAAAUCCGGAAGCACAGAGAAUGUGGUCACUCAUCCCGGUCCUCUCAAAUCUGUGGAAAAAUGUGCUGAAAACAUCAACAAGAGCGACUGGGUCUGACCUAGGACAGGGGCUCUUUCAAUUACAAUUUUCCUUCGAGGAAGAUAUCCAAACCAUUCUAGACAACAGACCUUACCACUUUGCGCAGUGGAUGAUCAUAAUCCAAAGAUGGGAGUCCAUUUUAUCCCCUAGCUUUCCCUCGCAGAUACCCUUCUGGAUUAAAGUCCAAGGAAUCCCUGUGCACUUAUGGACCACGGAAAUAAUCAGAGGUGUGGGCAAAGAUCUUGGUCUGCUCGAAACUCUGGACAUCUCUCCGUCAGCAGCAAGAAUGCGAGUCCAAGUGAAUGGACUCCAGCCGCUUAUCAUGAAAUCCCACAUCGAGUUCCCUGAUGGAAAUGAGAUUAUUGCUACUCUUGUGUAUGAAAAGCUGGGAAAAUUCUGCAAAGUAUGCAACCGGUUAGAUCAUGAAAAGGAGUCCUGCCCCACCUUGACAAAGACUGAAUCAAGAUCAUCCAAGAUAAAGGCCCCUGGUUCUAAAGAAUCAAUCAAGGAUGGAAGAUAUGAACCUGUUAGAAACAAUGACAGAAACGGAAGGAGCUACAUGGGACCUUCUAGACCCCGGGAGUCUGAUCCAAGGGCCUCAGAGACACUUCAGAAUUCGAUCCGCAGCAGAAGAUCCUCUGAGAGAGGCUCCCCAAGGCGUCAAAACCUGAAAAACAGCACCUAUGAACCAAUCAGAAACAAAUCAUACUCAAGGAGCUCAUAUCGAAACCCAAACGAAAGGAGGGAACCUUACGGACCUGACCCGCGUAUCCACCAAAGAGGUUCAUCUGCUUCUUCGUAUCAUUAUCAUUCUUAUGGAAGAGACCACUCAACCAAUCAGGGUAGAGAAGUGGCAAGACAAGUAUGGAGGGAAAAAGCGAGAUCGCCUAUAAGACAAAUGAACCCUCUAUCGGAAAAUUCGAGGAUCCAGGAAAAUAAUGAACAGCUGGUGGAUAUUCCAAUCACUCCUAUAGAAAACUUACCCCAGCAGGCGAUGGAAGAAGCCAUCGGGGAACUGAGGGACGUCAUGAUCAGAUAUGCUAAUUGUGAGGAUCCGACUGAAAAUGCUGCCAGAAGAGAAAGAGUAAGACUUGCUGAAGAGGCUGGGGAAUUUGAGGAGACUGCAGCUAACAUGGUGAGAUCUGCACUUGCAACUCAAAACCAACAGGAUCAGAGUCCACAGUCAGAACAAGACCAACAAGAGAGAAUCUCAGUUUCUCAAAGACUGGGACCGACUAAUGAAAUGGCUGCAGUACCUGCUCCCAGGAAACGGGGAAGACCUCCAGGGGCAAAGAAAGCUCAUUUCAGCCCCUCUAUCCUUAAUGGUGCUUGCUCCAAAAAACGUCGGGUCAUGCAAACUCAACAAUCACCAAAAAGACGUAAACAAGCUCUGAAUAUCACUCGCAAUGAGGAACAACAACUUAUCACAGGGGAAGUUCGAGCAGAGGAAUACCUCCAAGUAAAGGAAAGGGAUCUCACCAUCAAGGGGCUCAGGUGA
Molecule: messenger RNA, 1770 nt
Organism: Eutrema salsugineum
Lineage: Eukaryota; Viridiplantae; Streptophyta; Magnoliopsida; Brassicales; Brassicaceae
Exons: 1
Coding region: 1-1770 (589 amino acids)
Source: RefSeq, a predicted model, not a curated record